AUGGAAAGCAGCGAAUUGGCGGACUCUGAACCCAGUGCACAACAAGACGGCGUCGCUGCGAGCGACAGCCCAGCGUCUACCGAUGGCACUCAUGAGCCUCGGAGCGGCAAGUCUUCUGAACACGAAGCCCACAACUUUCCCAGAACGGGCAGCAUCAUGGAAGUAGAACUUGAGUUUGAUUACAUCGAACAUCUCUUAGAAGAGAAACUGCACCGAAUCUUGGAAAAACUCUGGGAGCAACGGCGAGUUGAGCGUUCGCUCGUGACCGCUGCCACAGCACGACUCUUUGCAGCUCAAACACUUCGCAGGGUGAAGUUGGAGAUUCGCGAUGCGCACGGAAGCCUGCUGGGGUCUACCUCAUACGUCGACUACGACAAGCAGUCUAACAAGGUACAGUUUCGUCGGCAAAAGGUGAAGUUUUUCGUGCACAUCGCAGACAAGCCUACCGCUAGAGACCUCAUCCGCGUGAACGUCAUUGGCCGAACAACGCCGCUGAAAAGGUAUUCAUCGUAUGUGCUGCCAAUCCCGCCAGCGCUGGCGAAGCAAGCAGCAGCUAGUGAGCAUGCUACCUUGGAGCACCAAUCGCUUGCGGUUCGAGAGCAAUACUUUGCGAGCUUGCCUGUGGAUGAGAGCGCUGCCUUAUCUCCAGUGCCUUUCCCCAGCAAGCUUCUUCUGGAGCAUUCCAAGCGAAAACCCACGUCAAGCGCAGUGCACCAAGACGCGACACGUGGCGCAUCCACUGUGGAUACUGAAGACGAGCCAGAGGCGCUGCCGAACACGCAAAAUAGCACUGAGGCAUCACCGCCGACGGAUGCUGCUGUUGCUUCUUCCCAUCAUAGCUUACAUUCGACUAGGAUCCAUUUAGGUCACUGCAGCCUGGAGCUGCAUCGCCUGUGGGCACACCAGGGUAAUGCGGUGUACCACGCCCUCCAUGCAGCGGGGCGUCACGCACGUUUGUUGCUGCGUCGUCAGGUGCACCUGUUGCCGUUCUGCUCGCUAUCAUUGGCGGCACGACUCCCGACCUUCCCGCACGGCAGCUACUCUAUAAGGAUUCAUGUCCAUGAUGUAUCGAUCUUUCAGUCAGGUCCGAAGGCUUUCACAUCUAUGAAUCCAGUCGUUCACGUGUACGCUCUGGGCGAUACCCAGCACACGCAGGUGUGUCGCUGGUCAUUCACUGCAAUCUUCGACCGAAUGUUGUUCUUCAGCAAGACGCUGGGUCAAGAGCAGAUCCGCGAUGAAGUGAUCACACUGGCUGUGUGGAACUGGAACUUUUGGCGACCUUCGCAGCUUAUCGGCUCCUAUAGCUUUGAUUUCUUAGCCUUGUGGAACCAGAAAGAUCACUGUUUCAGAGAGCGGUGGCUUCCUCUCACCAAUACGACUGGCAAUGAGGACGAUCUUGUUGGUUAUAUUCGCAUCUCUGCUGUUGUCUACGGACCAGGUAUCAUGCCGGUUGCAGAGCACUCGACACACGCAGCACGUACAACUGCAGCCGCUCCUCGUUUGCUCAAGAAUCUGGUCAUUCAGCGCCCGAGCUUAUUGAUAGAGCGCUGGAGACUGUAUAUUGCGAUUCUGGGUAUCGAGCUGGCGCCAUCGACGCCAGAGGCGGCUCUCAAUGCCUCAGAGGCAUCGCAUACGCCAGCUGGCACCAACGAGAAAAGCUCCAAGCUGACGAGACAUCGGGCGAGCCAAGCACGCCUCCUAUCGAGAAGGUCAGAGGCCGGGGAGUCCAAUGGGAAGCAAGUAUACUGUGAAAUUGUUUUUGCGGGACGCGAGAAAAAAGCCGUUAUCGCGUCCGAAGUUGUGCGCGUUGGGUUCGGCAAGGAAACGAGUUUGUCCAUGGGAUUCUGUCUCCCGAUCUCGCUUACCAAUCACGAGGAGGCCAAUUUUGAGGACAUCUUACUGCGGCUGCGAGAAUCUCCCAGCAGUCGCCUCAUAGCGGAUGUUCAUUUGCCCUUGAGCGGCUUGCUGCAGCGGGGAUGUACCGCAAGCAUCCAGUAUCGCGAUCAAACGCAGCUGAGUCUAACUGCAGAUACAGAGAUGCACCAUCACCGCACAAGUGCCGCGAGUUCGCACUUGGGUCAUCGCACCCACGGCGAAUCCACGACCAAGCUGGAGCGUUUGUUCCGUAUCGUGCAUUGGCUGGAGCAACUUGUCCACAGUCACCUGCUCCACCAGCACAAGCAACACGGCCACAUCCGCGAGCGUCGAGUGUUUGAGAUGCGGCCGCACUACAUCCAUCUGAAUGCGUCUCCCACGAAGUAUGUGGGGAGAAUUCUGCUCGCUGCCCGAAUGUGGCCGCAUUCGCCCCAUUGCAAAGCGAUCCCGCUGUGGUACCAGCGGCUGAACUGGGCUGAGCUGUUCACGGCCAGUCAGCGGGCCCCGCAUCGUCUCCAGUACACGCUGUAUGUGAGACUGCAGCGCAUCACAGAGCUCCCACUGCCGGAUUCCAGCUUGGUUCGGGUGUACCUGAAGAUCGGCGACCGCCUCAUUGCCCAGACUGACUUGGCUCCGGUGCAUCAUCACAGUGCGGUGACGGGGGCGCUGCUUCCGGUACCACCGGUUCAGUCGGUGACGAACCAAAAGACGCAGGCCAUGAAGCUGGAAGUAGAGCAGGACCUGCGAAAUAUUCCAGACUUGUUUCUGCAAGUAUUCUAUCGGAUGGGGCACGAUGCCCCAGAACGAUAUUUUUCGCUGUUGCGGCUGCCAGCGUCGCUGCUUCACGCUCUGCCGGAUGACGGCCUGUGUCGAUCCUGGCUCAUGGAUAUGCCUGUGACGGAAACGGAGGGCACUGAUGUGUCCGUUGCCGGCACCGCGUAUCUCUAUAUCUGUUUGCGGCACCAGGGGGAUGCGCACGCUCCGACCAAAGUCACCCGAGAGCCAUCCAGGUCGCGUCAUUCAGGGACCAGAGAGGUGUCGUCAACGGGACCUGUGGACGGACACAAUAUCUCAGCAGAUACUUACUGGGUUGAGUGCAAUAUUCUUCGCUGCCGAAAUUUACCGGCAGCGGACCCUACCGGCUUCUCGGAUCCUUUUCUAGUUGUGCGCUUUGGGGCGGCGCGAGCGUUUGGCACCCGUCUCUGUCACCAGACUUGUGAUCCGAGCUUUCAGGAACGACUGCUGGUGGGUCCUGUGCAGCUCAGCCGCUUCGAAGCGCUACCACCGGUGUCCGUCAAAGUCUUCGAUUGGGACGAUGACCCAGCCGCGUUUGAUCCUAGAAAACUUGAUAAGGCGGAAUAUCUCUGUCGUGCUGAGGUGGAUCUCACAGCGUUGGACGCUUCGGAACCCACCUGGUUUGACAUGUUCAUCACGAACCCCUUGAUUGUACAUGGCGGUAUGCUGGCAAGCUUCAGGCUGCUAAAUUCGAGCCUAGCGAGUCCGAGCGCGCUCGAGACACGAGUUCUGCGGGAUCCGCACAUCCAUUUGCGAGCGCAUGUAGAUACUCCGACGCAGGCGCUUACAUCAGGUAACAACCCGCAGUCGCCAGACCAACGAGACGGGGAUAUGGCGGUGCAGCGGCCGCCGCUGACGAUUACACCAAAACCUGCCGACCUGCAGUCGCAACCUAGUCGCGGACCCGCUGCCUCGUAUUGGAUGCUCGUGGGUCUUGUGUCCAUUCACCAUCUGGGUCUGGGCUGCUUUGGUCUCGAUCCGAGCCGAGACUCACUCAGUUUGCGAAUGUUUCUCAACUUUCGUGAUGGAAUGCAACGAAGCGAGCCGAUCCACCUGAGUGCUGGCAGCAGCGGCAGUCUGGGCGCAGACCAGAACCAUAUAGGGGAUGUUGUGAUCCUGCGGUUGCCCCCUGAUAUUGGUGAUCUUUCCUCACUGCAUAUUAUACUCGAGAGCCGAGAUGGUGAGCGCUUCUACGCGAGCGCGAACAUCACUCCAGAGGAAUUUGCAAAAAAGCAUCUACUCGUCGGCGGCCUCCAGCAGUACGGCCUAGAGUAUCUGGAGCAGAGGGUGCUCAUGCGGCGUGCGAAACGUCAGCACGGGCCGCUUGCGGGUAUGCAAGAGGCCUUGGAAACUGCCAGCAAUGGAGCGCCUCAACGAAGCGGUUUCGAUCUGAGCAGCUUUCGCCGACAACUCAAGCAAGUCUGGCAGCACGACGUGCGCGCAUCGGGACUGGCGCUAUGGGCAGCGCUUGUGAAUUACCUCGUGGAGAUUGCUCCUGAGAUUGCACUGCGAUUUGGACUGGAGGAGAUGGAAUUUCCGUCAUCGCGCCUGACGCCGUGGCUUCUCCGUUUCUUUCGCCUCUUGCACCACCGGGGCCUCGUGACGGCCCUAGAGCAUUACGAGAGAUCCGUCAUUGGUGGGCGCUCUAAGGGCCCCGAAAGGCCAGACCACGCUGUUUCAGACAAGUCGGACGCACACGGCGUUCACUCGGUCUCCGAUGAGCUCGAGCGAAGCCUUGAACCGCAUGCCCAGUUCAGCGAGGCCCUUCUCCGACAUGGCCUCGUUCGCCGCAAGAGGCGCCGGGUCAACCUGACUGCUACUGGCGAGCGCGGAAUGCUUACCGGAAUCAAGAAGAUGCGCUUACCGCAGAUUCGGCCGAGUUUCCGAGCGGAGCCGUCGCGGAAGCCGCGGCAUGCUCCGAGCACAAUACAUCCAGAGGCCGCCGCACUCGAACAAACAGCACCUGCUCCAUGCAGCGUCCUUGCAGCGGAAACGCCGAACUCUCCCGCCACCGAAGAUGCUGAAGUUGUCGCGGAGGAGCGUUCCUUGUCAGGGGCUCAAGCGGGUCCCACUGCGGGUACGGUAACCAGACGGUCAUCGUCGACAGCGGUGUGCGCGGCUGUAAGCCCGGUGCGAAGACGCCUCCGAAGCGGCUCAGGGCAUGAACGUCGAGGUGCGAGACCUCUGAGGCGAGGUCGCGUCUCCGGCCGUGCAACCGCCUCGAUGCUAUAUCGUAGAGAUGAAACCGAGCGCCGACUCAGUCUCUUGCACCACGAGUCGAGGCGUUACAAUGACCCGGUUCCGGUGGGCAAGCUGGCCCUCGACUGGCGCAUCGUGCGAACCGGAUACGCUGCAGUCGCUGCUGACACGAACGUGGUGACGGCACUGCAGCGCGUCGAGGAUGUUUCCGAUCUGGAAGCAUACGCGGCAGCGUUUCGAGAGCAAAUGCGACGCCGCUACGUCGAACGGAACGACGUGGUGGUGCGCUUGCAUGUAUAUCAUGCACGCGGCCUUAGAGUACCCAGCGGAGAUCCAAACAUCUACCUCAAAGUGGAGCUCAACGGCGGCGAGAAGACCCUAUCGACGAAGCGAUCACCGGUUCGGCACUCUUUGAACCCGGACAUAUUCCAGUCGUUCGAGUUCACCAAUGUGCGCCUGCCUGGCUCUCGCCUCACGAUCCGAGUGAAGCACUUUGCCGGUCCGGACUUUGAGGUACCGAAUGCCGCAGCGCUGGUGCCCAGGUAUGCGACCUGGACGUUUGGCCCAUUUGUCCACCGUGCGAUGAGCAGGGACGUGCGCGUGGACUUGGUGCGGGCGGGAAUCGGACGCGCCCUGCUCCUCGGCGAGACAGAGAUCGACCUGGACCAGCGUUGGUACACGGACUUGCCGCCGUUAUCUCGUCUGGAAUCGCCAAUGGAGACGCGGCGUCUGUUUGUGCCAGACCGUGUCAUACCCCGUGGCGAGCUGACGCUACGACUUGAGCUGCUCAGCGCUGAAGAGGCAGCGAAUAGACCGUUUCGUCCACUGGAACCGCUCGAUCCGCACCAAUACGAGCUGCGGCUGGUCAUAUGGCGCGUCAUAGGUUGCAAACUGGAGAGGGUCUCGGAGCCAGUCCAUGGCGGCGAUGUCGAUGGAGCUGCGGACGGUGGGCGCACCAGGGGAACGACCGCGUCAGCAGCGGUCGGCACGACUCCAAGUGGCAACGCCAACGCGUCUGUGCCGUUGCAGGACCUCCAGGUGCGAGCGCAGCUCGGAAACGACACCUCUUCCGAGAUUCAUACCUCUGUUGUCCAUAAUUGCGACGAUGGGUCUGCGAAUUUCAAUUACCGCCUCGUGUGGCGCCCGCUGCACUGGCCGGAUCCAGAGCUGGUGCCACGGCUGCGACUGCACGUCUGGGACGUCCACAGUCCGUCGGGCUUCCCGCUCGUUGGUCAACUGGCGCCAUCUGAUCCGCAGCUGUUAGCGACUGUCACUUUAGACCUUUCUUCCAUUUUCGAGGAGGCCCAUCGGAACAACGGGCGAGCGCAGCGCUUCCGCCAGUGGAUUAUGAUGCAUCGAGUGGGCUCCGGGCCGGUCGCCGCAUCGCCGCGCAUACAGGUCUCGCUCGACCUGCUCAGCAAAGAGCAGGCCAUGCAGCAUCGGGCAGGCUCGCAAGUCGGUCAGAGUGGCCUCCCGGAACCGCUGCAACCGGUGCCAUUUUCAGCCUUUGCGCCUCAGAGGUACAUCCGCUACCGCAUUGCUCGGCAGUGGCAGGAUGGAUUCUGGUAUUUCGUGCAGGCGGUCUUGCUGGUGCCUGGCGGCAUCGCUGUGCUCAAAAUCCUUGCAGCGCUGCCGCUGCUGCUGUACAUUGCCGGUGCGAUUGUUGGGAUUUUCCUGGUCUUGCGUAUGCGUCGAGUCGAGCAAGAGCUCGAGGCCAUGUAA
Messenger RNA from Cyanidioschyzon merolae strain 10D, 6591 nucleotides. RefSeq lists its product as hypothetical. The transcript has a single exon. The coding region runs from base 1 to 6591 and encodes 2196 amino acids. Gene Ontology annotation, biological process: plasma membrane organization. The record is from RefSeq and is a predicted model, not a curated record. NCBI's taxonomy places the organism in Eukaryota, Rhodophyta, Bangiophyceae, Cyanidiales, Cyanidiaceae.